UGUAGGCUACCCUACCUUUGUGUGAGUGGUACGGUCCAGUCGUCUCCCAAAUAUAAAUUGUGAAGUCUGUUUCUCACCAGUCACUACGUGGUCCACGCGUAUCCACACAGCUAAACAAACGCAAUGGAGCAUACCGAAGUAAUCAAACCGCAAACAUUAGAUGAUUUGAUCAAAAUAUUGCAUAAAAUAUUUGAAAGCGACAGCGUCAACGUCGAAGAGGUGCAGAAUAUCAUGGAGUCAUAUGAAAGCAAUACUCAGGAGUGGGGCAAAUUCGCAAAGUUUGACCAAUACAGGUAUACCAGAAAUCUGGUGGAUGAAGGAAAUGGAAAGUUCAACCUCAUGAUCCUAUGUUGGGGAGAGGGCCAUGGCAGUAGUAUCCACGACCACACAGACUCGCACUGCUUCAUGAAGAUCCUGCAGGGACAGCUGAAGGAGACGCUGUUCGAGUGGCCGGACCGCAAGUCCCACGGCCACAUGGUCCAGAAGUCGCAGAGGGUCCUGCAGGAGAACUCGUGUGCCUACAUUAAUGACUCCCUAGGCCUUCACAGAGUGGAGAAUGUCAGCCACACGGAGGUGGCGGCCAGCCUGCAUCUGUACAGCCCCCCCUUCCAGCAGUGCCAGACCUUCGACCAACGCACCGGCCACCAGAACACGGUCAAGAUGACAUUUUGGAGCAAAUACGGCGAGAGGACUCCAUUUGAGACCACGAUAUCACAGGAGAACAACUGAGAAGUUUGAGACACAGCCAUUGGGAGCUCCUCCCAGACGAAGAUCGAAAUAGAAAAAAAAUACAAACAGGCACAGUGCAAGGGGCAGAGAGGCUACGAGAAAACUUAAUAAAGAAUUGAAAUGAAAACAAAAUAAUAUAAGAGCACAGAAAACGGGCUGAACUGAACAGCCCUCCCCCCCUUUUGUUGUUAGAGAAAAAAAAUGAGAAAAAAGUAUGAGAGAAGAGAAGAUAGUUGGAAAGACUAGGGCCAGUAAUUAACAGGGCUUUUCCACAAGCAGCCAGUGUGAGGCUGGCCCAUGAGGUGGGAUGCUGGCAGUGCGGCGCGGACUGGUCUGAAUAAUAGCGGCAUUAGCUUUGGCAGCAGAGCGAAGCUCCUCAUUGUCUACAUUUGAGUAGAGGCCGCGGCCUGCCCCCCACCAGCCACCCCUUAACCCCUCUAUCAGCCCUGCCUCCACCAGCGCACCAACCAACACCAGCAUUCCUGUGUGUCUGCAACCCAACUGGGGGAGGAACACACGCACGCUCGCAUGCAAUGGGACUGUUACAGUGGCUUCAAGAGUUGCGCUUAUGAGGAAAUCAUGCAAAAAACAUAACAAUAAUGGCAAAAAAUGUCACUCCUGCAUUCAGAAAAUGAUGAUGAUUUGUGUGCUUGUUGGGGUCAGCUGGUUCAGACAAGGGUUGGAUAAUUACUCAAAAGCAUUCUUGUCAUACAUGUUUUGAGGAAAAAACAUGGCAACCUUUUAUUUAAGGGUCUAUACAUAAGGGUUACAUGAGUCAUGAUACAUGAUUAACAUUAAUGACACUUCGUUCGUGUGAAUAAUGUUGCCAUUAAACAUUAUACAUUUUGUUUUAGCCACUGGAUCCCAAAUCUAUGAACCCAUCAUUGUAUGAAAAUACAAUUGAGACCCAUUGCAGUCGUUAUAAACAAUAUAAACAAGAAUAGUGUUAGUGUUGAUGAUGUAUCAUGUCUUACUAUUCCCAAGCAAUACCCAUUAUCCAGUUGGUGUGCAUGUGUCUGUGUGUGUGUGCGAGUGUAUGUGUGUGUGUGUGUGUGUGUGUGUGUGUGUGUGUGUGUGUGUGUGUGUGUGUGUGUGUGUGUGUGUGUGUGUGUGUGUGUGUGUGUGUGUGUGUGUGUGUGAGAGAGAGAGAGAGGGGGAGCGUACGAGACAAUGUGCACCUGUGUCCUGCACUUGUUGAUUGUUUUUUGCUUUUUUUUUCCCUUCUGCUUUUUAAUUGUCCUUUGUGAAGACCACAUGGGACUGAGUAGCGUCAAUUUAUGUAAUUUUGUAAACAGCAAGAGUGAAGUCAAAGUAGUUGUGUAUGUUGUUCUGUAAAUUUCAAUGCCAAAUGACAAUCUGUAAUGUUUCCGAAUUAAUAACGUUUUAAUAUGUUCAGUUUUUAGUCAAUAUAAAUGUGUAUUUAAAGUAGAGUUGUAGUUAAGACUUUUACAUUAGACUCAAUUUUAAAACAAAUAAUAGAAACAAAGCACCUAAGAUCCGAUAUGUUAUUUUUCUUUCUCUCAGGAUUUGGCCUGUUGAUGGAAGUGAUAGUAUUUAUAGUUAGCUAUGUUGGGAAAUUGAUCUUACAGCUUUAAAAUCAUUGUCUACAGAAAAAGUUUAAUCUUAAAGAACAGAUCGCCUUGAAUGUAGACCAUUAAAUAUAAUCUGUCAAAUGCUCAA
This is a messenger RNA of Engraulis encrasicolus (European anchovy), 2409 nucleotides long. RefSeq names its product cysteine dioxygenase, type I (gene cdo1). The transcript is spliced from 5 exons. Gene Ontology annotation, biological process: L-cysteine catabolic process. NCBI's taxonomy places the organism in Eukaryota, Metazoa, Chordata, Actinopteri, Clupeiformes, Engraulidae. Bases 124 to 729 code for a protein of 201 amino acids. Gene Ontology annotation, molecular function: ferrous iron binding; cysteine dioxygenase activity. The record is from RefSeq and is a predicted model, not a curated record.